UUUAUGCCACAGGUAUCAACCCGCGAUGACAGAACAGGCGGAGGUUGAGAACAGGAAGCGCUGGCGCAUCCAGGCCGUGGAGCACUCCUUUGGACCCUCAGGGCGGCCCCUGUACCAGCCGGGCCGGACCCUGCUGCGAGAGGGGGCGCUGAGGAAGCAGAGUCGCCGGAGGGUCCAGAUGAAGGUCUUCUUCCUCUUCAAUGAUGUGCUGGUGUACGGCACCGUCAUCCUGCACGGCCGCUGGCACCAGAACCAGAACAUCGUCCCUCUGGAGGACGUUCUGCUGGAGGACGUGGAGGACCUGGAGCAAAUAAGGAACCAGUGGCUGAUCCGAACCCCACGCAAGUCCUUCUUCGUGUCGGCCGAGUCGCUGGAGGAGAAGCGGGCCUGGAUGCAGCACAUCGAGCAGUGCAAAGCCGACCUGCUGCAGAGCGGCGGCCUCCAAGCUGGCGCCAACUUCGCAGUGUCCUGGAUUCCAGACCAGACCUCCUACAAAUGCAUGCGCUGCCUCAAGAAGUUCAGCGUGAGCCGGCGCCGCCACCACUGCAGGAGAUGCGGAUUCUUGGUGUGUAACAACUGCUCCAGGCCGCGAGAACUGAUCGAGCACAUUCACCCCACCAAGCGUGUGAGGGUGUGCAGCCUGUGCCACAUCAGGAAGGAGGACAGCAACCCUCGCCUGAGGGGAGACAGCACCGGAACCAACAGCUCGGAGGACGAGGACUCCGCGGAGUCCAGUGAUGAAGAGGAGGAAGAGGAGGAGGCCACCAUGCAGGACCAUGUUCCCAGCAGCUGGCUGGACUUCAGGAUGGGAACCUGGGGCCACAGGACCAGCUCCUACCUGAGCCCACAGACACUGAGUUAGAAAAGCUCCAACACAAAUCACUGUACAUGUACAUGCAAAAUUAUGGAAGUAAACAAUAAUCAAUAAUAACGAUGUGUUUCGUAUGUUCACUGGGGUUUAUUUUGGUUUUGGUUACUUGAACUGUAAACUUGUUUGAUUGUAAUCAGUUGUUGUUCUUUCAUGUAAACAAUAAAGUUGCUGUAGCUCA
This is a messenger RNA of Betta splendens (Siamese fighting fish), 1049 nucleotides long. Its product is annotated as pleckstrin homology domain-containing family F member 2-like. Lineage: Eukaryota; Metazoa; Chordata; Actinopteri; Anabantiformes; Osphronemidae. The transcript has 2 exons. The coding region runs from base 26 to 862 and encodes 278 amino acids. Gene Ontology annotation, molecular function: metal ion binding; phosphatidylinositol binding. The record is from RefSeq and is a predicted model, not a curated record.